AUGACCCCAGAAAAGGACUUGGAAACUUGUCCGGCUGCGUCACGAUUGCCACGUAGUCGUGGCAGCUCAUAUAAUAGAGAGGAAAGGGAUAAAUGCUGGAAAUCCAAGGAACGCUACUUUGAAUGUCUUGAUAAAAAGGGCGAUGCCAAUUGUGGGGGUGAAUAUGAAGAGUUUUCCAAGCGGUGCCCAGAAGUGUGGGUUAAUUAUUUUGUUUCCAAACGAACAUACACGAUCCGAAUGGAGGAGGCCAAAAAACGGCUGGAAGAAGAAAUUUCAAAAUCUACAAACUGA
Messenger RNA from Mitosporidium daphniae, 291 nucleotides. RefSeq names its product subunit VIb of cytochrome c oxidase. The transcript has a single exon. Gene Ontology annotation, cellular component: respiratory chain complex IV; mitochondrion. The coding region runs from base 1 to 291 and encodes 96 amino acids. The record is from RefSeq and is a predicted model, not a curated record. Gene Ontology annotation, biological process: respiratory chain complex IV assembly. NCBI's taxonomy places the organism in Eukaryota, Fungi, Microsporidia.